AUGGGCACCGGGAUUCCGCAGGAGGCCAUAGGUGCCUCUGCUGCCGUCCUGGUAUACUCAUUCCUAUGCCUAAUCUUGGUCACCUUACUCAUAUGUAUGCUUUGGACUUAUGGUGAACGAUGGACAUACGUAACAUUUCUUGCCGAGUUCUCUGCAUUGAGCACACUUGGUUCCAUCGCACAGCAGAUACAUUACAACCGUGAUUGGCUCCUUGUUAAACAAGAUGAUUAUGAGACGGCAUUAAAAGCUGUAGAAUUGCCAGCUUUGGGUCUUUCGGGUGUAGGGAAUGAAGUCGAUCUUAUACUAUUUACAAUUCUCAGGGCUGUCAAACUCUUCUGUGGUUCCUGGGAAAUCCGCGCCAACUUCCUUGGUAGCUGGCUGCGAGAAAACAUAUCCUUUCUCUCCAAGAUAUUCGCAGUCAUCAUGCCGGGCAUUCUUGUAGGCUUAGGAAAAGCUCCAGUUGUGCUGAAAAGCCCUAGGGCAACUUUUAUUCUAACUAACUUCACAAUGCUCGUAAGCUUGUCGAUUGGCAGUAUCCUCAUGAUUCUCAUUCUCUACAAAUAUAUCAAAACACGGCGACUCCUAUUUGCCCACGAUAAACGUAACGGUUGGUGGGGCUCGAGUGGUGCAGCGACAGCGACUGACACAACGGGCACCUGCACUGUAAAUGGGAGUGGCAAUGAUAAUUGCAAAGCAAGUCGCCGGUCUCUUUACGAUCGUGCACUUAUCACUCGGUUUACCAUUGGUUUCGUUAUUCUUCUGGCCCUUGAAGUCGUAUUAAUCAUUUUUUCCUUAUACUCCUCACAAAAUUUUCAAAAGCUUGCGAAAUCAUCAUCUCCCGACUUCUCUGUCUCCAGUUGCAUCAUUGAUAUUGUCCUCUUUAUACCUGGAGUUACGACAUCAUUCUUAGUAUUUCUCGUGUUCGGAACCAACAAAUCUCCCAGACAAUAUAAAGAUUUAGUCGUUAGCGUAUGUGGUCGUCGUACAAAAUUCCCCAAAAGCAAAAGAAGAGGCGUGAUGGCAUCCGGAAAUGAGGAACAGGGCACCGAAUUUCAAAGAUUGCCUAGCGUGUCCACCAAAGUCCUCGCGCUCACGCCGGAAGAACAAGCAGUAGUAGAAGCCAAAACGCGGGGCAUGUUAUUUGACCAACGGACAUCUAUCGGGACACAAUACACGACAUACACGGCGCAAACUGGGAAAAGCAGACCAGGAUCAUCAGUACACACUCAUACACGCACUUUGAGUCCCACAACCGGUAGUUUCAAUUUCAGUCAUCCAGCAUCAGCUAGAAACGAAUUCCGAUCCGUGAUACCCAAGGAGGAACGUGAUGCAGGGGAAGCGUGGGCGAGACAAAAUGAUUUGGAAAUCGGAUUGGCGUUGGAACAAAGGUGGACGGAUAAUGCAUAUCUAAAGGAGGGGGAUUCAGCCGGAAAUUCGACUGCGGGGAAUACCAUGUUUCAUGGAGAUCUCGGUUCCAUGCCACAUCGGAAUUUUCUCCUGGAUGAUAGUGAUGAGCAUGAGGGAUGGACGAGAUAA
Sclerotinia sclerotiorum 1980 UF-70 is the source of this 1536-nucleotide messenger RNA. RefSeq lists its product as hypothetical. Bases 1 to 1536 code for a protein of 511 amino acids. Lineage: Eukaryota; Fungi; Ascomycota; Leotiomycetes; Helotiales; Sclerotiniaceae. The record is from RefSeq and is a predicted model, not a curated record. The transcript is spliced from 5 exons.